UGUGUAUAAGAAAUGUAAACACCGUCCUAUAUGCGAUAACAAACGUUACAAAUUCCUAUUCCAAAAUUCUCUUAUUGCCUACGUUACAAAGAUUUAAUUAUUAAAAUGUAUAAAAGCAUACGUGAGAUGCUAUGAAAGAAAAAAUCAACACAUUAAUUUUUUCAUUAAGGAAACUAAGCGCUUAUCAUGAGAAUAUAUAAUAAAGAAACAACAAAAUCUGCCUCACUUUACAAGAACAUGUUUUUCAUAUAUGGAUUUUAAUCAAUGUGUUUUUAAGGAACUACGCAAAUUUAAUUAUCAACUCUGUACUAUUCAACGUUACAUCAGUUUUGAAAAGAAGAGACAUAUAAAUAAAAAUGAAAGAAAAGUUGAUUAAUUUUGCAAUUUCCGCACCGAGCAGAAUUGUCUUAUCCGGGAAGGACUCGGCAGCGUAUGGAAAACAUUUGGUAGCGGCCGCUUUAGAUAUUCGUACCAAGCUCGAAUUCCGCGAACUAUCAGAGUCAGAAGGAAAAAUAAUUAAGAUUGAUUUUAAUCGUGUUGCUCUACAAAAGGAUAUACCUAUAGAAAUUGUUGAAAGCUAUUUUUUUCAUACAAAUCUCUCAGAAAUUUAUUAUAAAAAUCCAAUCGAAUUUCUCCGAUACAUAACAUACUUUAUCACCACACACGGUUUGUGGAGCACACAUGACCAAAAAUUUAGCUUACAAAUGUUCUUUUACUUGUUUUAUUCUAUGACUUAUGAUCUCGAAAGGAAACCUUUUCACGUGCAAGUUUCCACGAAUUUACCCGCAGGCUCUGGUCUUGGCAGUUCGACAUCGUUCGCUGUAUGUCUAGCAGCGUGUUUUCUUCAUUGGAAAUGUCUACAGGGUGGUCAUCAUAUUAGCUUUAAUGAUGAGGAGUUAAUGAUGAUUAAACGUUAUACUGAAACUUGUGAGAAUAUUAUGCAAGAAGAUGUAUUCCCAUCGAUCGAUGCUGAAAUUUGCAUACGCGGCAAAAUAAGAUCACACCAAUAUGUGCAUUAUGAAUCUUAUUUUGCAGAUGUCAUAAAUUUACAAAAAGUUAUAAAGAUUCUAAUAAUCCAAAAGAGAUUGUAUCAAACAGCUAAAAAAGACCGUACGGAACAAAUGGCACAUCAUAAGUUUUUUGAUUCCGAAUUUGAUUCAGUCAUAAAUAAAUUUGACGAAAUAGCAAAAUCAAUAUAUAAUAGACUUGAUGAUAUUAAUAACAACAGUAAUGCCAAUAUUUUUCCGAGUCGUGAUUACAAUGACUUACAGAAAGACAUUACGAGGAAUCAACAAUUAUUGAAUGAGUAUCGUUUGUCGCCUCCGACGUUUAAUGCAGUUUGGAUUAUUGCAAAUAAAUUUGGAUAUGGAGCGAAGCAGACAGGUUUUGGAGGAAGAUUUGCAUACAUUGUGCUACAACCAGAUAUUACAGACGCAAUGAUCGAUUCUAUAAAAAAAGUAUACUAUGAUGCACGUAUAAUGACAAGAGUUGCCACGAUCGAUCGUGAAGGAGUAAAAAUUGAUAAUUCAUGAUGCGAUUAGAAUUAUAGCGAAUAAUAAAUAUAUAAAUAAAAAUUAAAUAAUGAUAAAUGUAA
Molecule: messenger RNA, 1594 nt
Organism: Nylanderia fulva
Lineage: Eukaryota; Metazoa; Arthropoda; Insecta; Hymenoptera; Formicidae
Source: RefSeq, a predicted model, not a curated record